Beta vulgaris subsp. vulgaris (sugar beet) is the source of this 796-nucleotide messenger RNA. RefSeq lists its product as uncharacterized. Bases 1 to 747 code for a protein of 248 amino acids. The transcript has a single exon. The record is from RefSeq and is a predicted model, not a curated record. NCBI's taxonomy places the organism in Eukaryota, Viridiplantae, Streptophyta, Magnoliopsida, Caryophyllales, Amaranthaceae.
AUGUUUGUAGAUGGGGGACAUGACCCUAUUGCGACAAUAGUAGAAAGCACAUAUCCUGACAUAGCGGAUCACAUUCGGGAACCAAGUUAUUUUCAAGAAAGAGCUAUUCUUGCUCCAACCAAUGAAAUUGCUGAGACGGUUAACGAUCACGUGUUAUCUCAAUUGCCAGGUGAAGAAAUAACUUACUUGAGUUCAGAUGCAAUUUCAGUGGAGGAAGGAAAUUUUGGAAUUCAUGAGAUGUAUUCAACAGAGUUCCUAAAUACAAUUAAAUGCGGAGGAUUACCAAACCACAGUAUACGACUGAAGGUUGGAGCACCAGUGAUGCUCCUAAGGAAUAUUGAUCAAAGUUCUGGGCUAUGUAAUGGCACAAGAUUGGUCGUUAAGCACUUAGGCGAUCGCAUUAUAGAGGCUAUUGUGGUAUCUGGUAGUAAUUUGGGCAAUAAGGUCUUCAUUCCACGAAUGACGCUGACUUCGUCAGACUCAACAAAAUUUCCCAUCAAGUUCCAACGGAGACAAUUCCCUUUGGUUGUGUGCUUAAUGACAAUCAAUAAAAGUCAAGGACAAUCACUUUCGCAUGUUGGCCUAUAUCUUCCUCGGUCUGUUUUCAGCUACAGACAAUUUUAUGUGGCCGUAUCAAGAGUUACUAGCAAGAAGGGUUUGAAAAUUUUAAUAGUUGAUAAAGAACGUGAAACAUCAAAUGUUACCACGAACGUAGUGUACAAAGAAGUAUUUCAGAAUGUUGGUUAAAUACUCUUAUUAUUAAUGUUACUCAAUAAUUAAUUUUUAUUUUCAUCCA